This is a messenger RNA of Trypanosoma grayi, 2733 nucleotides long. Its product is annotated as transmembrane protein 67. The coding region runs from base 1 to 2733 and encodes 910 amino acids. The transcript has a single exon. The record is from RefSeq and is a predicted model, not a curated record. NCBI's taxonomy places the organism in Eukaryota, Euglenozoa, Kinetoplastea, Trypanosomatida, Trypanosomatidae. Gene Ontology annotation, cellular component: ciliary transition zone; MKS complex. Gene Ontology annotation, biological process: cilium assembly.
AUGGCAGCCUCCCCCGACAACGUUACCAGCUCCGAUGACCAGCGCAAGCAAUGCAUCUCUGCGGCUGGACGUCAGCUGAUGGAACGGGCCGGUUCUCAGCUGUUAACGCUGCGAAUGUGCGUUCAGCGUCCGCCAGAAGAUAGCGCCACCUGCAGUUUCCCAUACAUACCGAAUGCGGGAGGAGGGUGCGUGUGCACAAGCGGCUAUACCAAGCUGUACGAUGGGUCUUGUGCCCCCACAGGGGAUUACGAGGGUGUCACUGCUACUGCCGCUCUAGGCACCACAACGAAGUUUCGACCGCCCAACCUCAACAACAAGGGAGCUCCAGGGCCGCUUCUGACAUCUGUGGUGGCGCAGAGGUAUUCCACAGGAGCUGCUGUACAGUGUGCGGCUGGGAACGCUGUUGCGUGUAAUCGUUUGGCCAACCUGUGUGUGCUAAUGCUGUACGAUACGGACUCGCUUCCAUGUAAGCUGCACCUCUCACUCCUGUCUGACAACACGCCACCCCUACAUUUGCCUCGGUUGAAUUACGACAAGGCUCUUCUUGAGGAUGCGUCUACAGUCUUGCAGGGAUCCGGAUCUGGGACAGUGGUGUCGUUUGCUGUGUCUGUGUACGACUUGUGGGGAAAUUGGAAGGGGACUCGCAAGGGUCUGAGCGUGUUCAACCUGUGCGGUAUUGCCGACGCAGAUGCGGCGGGUAUGUUGAAGCUUGGCUCCAACCGCGAGCUGCGGUGUCCCUUUGAUCGGCGUCUGCUGCGCGACGGAGUGGGGGAGGAGGGGAGCUAUGAGGACGUUGCGCCGACCGAUUUCUUUGAACUCUUUCUGGUCGAUCCGGCGAAUGCGUCGCACCUCAUUGAGGUUCCUGUGGUGAUGGAUUACGCAAGUGAAGAUUUUCGUCCGUUGAACGUGCAGGACUCUGCGUUGAAUCGCGCUGUUGCUUCUGGUGCUAAUGCUAGUGAAGAAGUUGUGGACGGCUACCGACGGCGCUUUUACGUGCACGACAACUUGAGUGGCUGCGGGUCCAAGUCCAAACGGGGCAUAAGGGGCACAUGCUACGCAACGGUGCUACGUCGUGCGGUGUUCGUCUUCAGCAUGGGGGGCUCAUUCUUGCACCAUCGCCUCAACGCGCCCGUUGUGGUCCUUCAGUACGCCUCUGGGGCGUGGGGUGCCAAUGCGAUAAUGCAUGGGCUCGGUGAGAAAGGUGAGGGUUUUGAGAGAGGCGUGUCGGUGCGUUUUAUAACAGAAAGGCAGGAGGUCAAUAGAGGAUUGAUGAUCACGAUGAUCGUUCUCUGUCUCGGCUGCUUCCUGUCCGCGUGGAUACGCACGUAUGGGUGGAUGCGGCGGCGACAGAACAUGAUGCUGACGCUUGGUGCAAGCAUCCGUUUCUUUGUGUACUUCUGCAAUCACGCUGGGAACAUGUUUGCCCUUGCCGUCUCACUGGCGUCGUGGUACAUAUUCGCUGUGUACCGAUCGGAGAAUGAGAACUUGGUAUCUGUCGUGGGAGAUAGGUACGUGUACCUCGAGGGCAUGCUGUGUACGGCCACCGUGACCAAAGGCAUCGCUGUGCUCUACAAAAUCGUGGAGCAGUGCAACGCGGAUUACUUUUUGAUUGACUGGGAGCGAAGCAAGGGGCAACUUUUGCGCGAGAAUCGCAUUCUUCCUGUCAGUAUGUGGCGAUCUACAUUCGUCGCAAACGAAUUGAAUGAGCUUCAGAUAAUUCGCCAGUGGAGACCGCUGGUCAGCAUGACGGUUGUAUUGCUCUUUCUUGUCCCCUUGGGCUACCUGGAUUGCGCUGACAGCAUUCCUGGAGUGAACACAUCCAUGGAGGCUGGGGUUUACUCCGUCACGGUACUGCGGAUAGCGGUGGGUACGUUCUUUUGGUUCGUUGUGUGUCUUGUGCUCCACGUUGUGGAGUUCCAGCUUUACUAUCGCUUCAUCCGUGCCCACCCACUGCAGGCGUUUGUGGAUCUGUGCUCGGUAUCAAACAUCUCCAUCAUGAUACUGCCAGAGCUGCAGUGGGGCUACUACAUUCACGGCGAGUCGAUUCACGCCCAUGCUGACGUGAGCAUGGAGGAGUUCCAGCAAAACUUGUACCUCGAGUCACAGGGUAACUUGCCGGUGCGCGGCCUCGGUGGGCAAAGCAAGUGCCAGACGUUCGAGGUGUUCAUGGGCAUCUACAUGCGACAGUACCUUUACAUGUGCUACGCGGAGAUUGAGGCGGAACACCAGCGGUCGCGUGGCAGCGUUGCGCUUUCAGUGCGGCCGGGACGGCGAUGGCAUUUUCUGGAGUGUGUCUUCGGCAUUUCCCGCAAGUUGCGUGUGUACGGCUCAGAGACCCUUGCAGUGAAGAAGCGUAUUAACAGCUCGCUGCAGCAGAGUGUGCGCAGUGCGGAGGGAACGUUGUUGAUGAAGUUCCCACUCCACCGCCUGUUUGACAUGGCGCCAAACAUCCUCUACAUGAAUGGGCCGCAAUCUGGCGAUAAGUCUGGCAAAGAUCUCUUCUUUGUUGACAGCGUCACAUCGUAUGGCAAUGCGUUCCUCUACGGUAUUGAUUUGGAUUUGUUUGUCCUAUACAUGAUGCUCUAUGCGACGAUUGACGCGGCGAUGCAUAAUGUGUACGCCGCCUUUGUGAUUACGUUUGCCUUGGAGAUCGUUAUUCGCUGGUACAGGAUGAGCGAGGGUUUGGCGAACAUCAGUGCCAAGACGCUCAUAGACGAUCGUUUUUUUCUAUAG